AAUUUUUAACAUCCAGUUGCAUCCCUCGCGUUUCGCUUCACACUUUUUUGAAGAAGACUCAAGGAAACGCUAGCAAUUCAUCUCGAUGCCAUUAGUAAAUAAACUCAGAGUACAUCCAGAAUUUCAUAUACAGUUUCUAGGUGACAGAAUCGCCAGAGGUUUAUAUCCACCAUGUCAAAGGCAACCAAACGCAAGCACGUAGUCAAAGAAGUUCUGGAGGACUGUGUCACACCCACUGAAGACCAGCAUAUCAUGAGGGUCUUGGGAAGUAAUGGCAAUAACCUCCAUGAAGCUGUGACUGGCAGCGGCGAGCGCUUCCUUGUCAGUAUGCCUACUAAAUUCCGCAAGAACAUCUGGAUCAAACGAGGAGACUUUGUCAUUGUUGAUCCCAUUAAAGAAGGAGGGAAGGUGAAAGGAGAAAUAAGCUUCAUACUUUACAGGGACCAUAUUCAGUACCUGAGAAAACUUGGUGUCUGGCCAGAAGGAUUCCAGGAGGAUCGCACAUCCAGUGAGAGGAAUGAGGGAACACCGAAAGAAAGAAGUGAAAGAAAAACAGAGGAGGAGGGUGACAGCGACUCUGAGGAUGAUGACAGCGAUCUUUUUGUAAACACCAAUCGUGCCACUGUUCUCUACAGUGAGAGUGAGGAAGAGACUGAUGAAGAUGAGGACGAUGAAGGUGAUGAUAAUGAAGAGGAAGAAGAUGAAGGAAGAGCAUAAAACUGCAAAUGAUACUGGAAGGUGCUCCCACCACAGCAUGACCAAGAACAGUUGUAUAUGAAUCUUAAUUGGGCUUAAAAACCUGGAAAACUACACUGAUGCCUGACUGAGCUAAUUUUGCAUUGAAUGAUUUCUCUCUGAUGGCUUUCGGAAGUUUCUGCUUUAGUUUAAUUUGUUUGAAAUCUCAGACACAUUUUGUUUCAUUAAAAGAAACAUUGUAUAUUAUAAUUAUUGUAAAUACCGUGUUGUAAUAAACUUUGUUUUGUACACUUGUUGUUUUGCCCACAAGUUUUAGCUGGUUUAAUACUCAAAGAAGUACAGGGUUUCUGUGGGUCGUAAAAAGUCUUAAUUCACACUUUCACAGAUCAAAUUAAAGCCCUAAAAGGGUCAUCAUUUGAAACAAAGUCUUAAAAGUAUAAAGUUAAGGCAUUAAAUGUUG
Messenger RNA from Sinocyclocheilus grahami, 1156 nucleotides. RefSeq names its product eukaryotic translation initiation factor 1A domain containing (gene eif1ad). The transcript is spliced from 5 exons. Gene Ontology annotation, biological process: translational initiation. Gene Ontology annotation, cellular component: nucleus. The coding region runs from base 172 to 717 and encodes 181 amino acids. Gene Ontology annotation, molecular function: translation initiation factor activity; RNA binding. NCBI's taxonomy places the organism in Eukaryota, Metazoa, Chordata, Actinopteri, Cypriniformes, Cyprinidae. The record is from RefSeq and is a predicted model, not a curated record.